AUGAAUUCGUCUGAAACAGAAGUCUUCUCGACUGAACAACAAAACACAGUAACUAAUGAAGAUGAAAUCAAAAUCACGACAGGUUCAGUCAAAAUCACUCCCAAUACUGAACUCUACUAUGAACUUCGUUUACCAAACAUUUCACAAGAAACAUCAAAAGUAAUUAUGAUAAUGGGUGCAUUUGCUACAUUGAAACAUUUCGAUGAGCAAGCACAAGUUAUUGUCAAAUAUUUUGCUCAUUCUUCAACACCAGUGGAAAUUUUGACAUACGAUCAUUGUGGAAUAGGGAAAUCACUAACUACUUCAAAAGUUCGGCAAACAUCACGUAUGCUUGCUAAUGAUGCUUGUGCUUUGAUUAAUAAAGUCUGGGUAGCAAAUGAGCCUAUCCAUGUAUACGGUGCCAGCCUUGGUGGAAUGGUAGCGCAAGAAUUGGCUUUACUUUUAAUUCAGUCAAAUCGUUUGAAAUCGUUGUAUCUUGCGGUGACAUCACGUGGUAGUUACAUUCGACCGAUGGCAAUACUUGGUCAUAGUAUCUGGUCAUUGUUAAUGCCGUUUCUUAUCAAGAAAGAUCAUGAAAGAAUGGUUCGCGAUGUUCUUCUGCCUUCUACAUAUUCACCUUCUGCUCUCAAAGUCAACGGUGAGCUAUAUGCAACUUUAUGGAUUAAUAACUACGAUCAAUGGUGGGCUUUUGAUAAUCAAGAUGCUUGUGCUUGUCAGUGCUCGGCAGCUGCUUCACAUUAUUUAUCGAAUGAUGAAUUACGCUUGAUACGUACUACAGGUAUUCCGAUUACCGUUCAAAUAUCUUUGAAAGAUCGAUUGAUAUCACCGAGAAAACAAGAAGAACUAGCAAAAUUAUUAAAUGCCAAGACAGCUGUAUUCGACCAAGGCCACUUGGGUGAUGAUGAUGUCAAAAAAGAAUUAUUUCAAGCAUUCAUCGAACAUCUUGCAAAUGUUAAUUAA
Molecule: messenger RNA, 960 nt
Organism: Rotaria sp. Silwood1
Lineage: Eukaryota; Metazoa; Rotifera; Eurotatoria; Philodinida; Philodinidae
Source: the annotation of a GenBank genome assembly